UCCAUUCUCCACCUUCAACUACAAAUGCUUCCUCGUUUCAUCUCAAUAUCUCAGCUUCGUCCUCUCUCUCUCUCUCUCUCUCUCUCUCUCUGACUCAGCCAUGUCAACACUCAAUGAUCUUCAUCUUCAAGAGCACAUAUGCUACGUGAAAUGUGGAUUCUGCACCACCAUCUUACUGGUCAGUGUCCCAUGCAGUAGCUUAUCAAUGGAGGUGACUGUGAGGUGUGGAAACUGCACAACCCUCCUCUCUGUUAGUAUGAUGAAAGCUUCUUUUGUCCCUUUUCAACUCUUCCCCUCUCUUACUUGUCUGGAUCAGCCCAAAGAGGGUCGCCCAGAAGAAAAUAUUGCAGACAAGAGUACUUGCUCUGAUAGUGGGGAAGAUGAUGCAAUUCCAAUGAGUUAUUAUGCCAUUAAUGAACGCCCAGGGAAAAGACAAAAAACACCUUCAGCUUAUAAUCGCUUCAUCAGAGAAGAGAUCAGAAGGCUGAAGAUUGAAAAUCCUGACAUGGUCCAUAAGGAAGCUUUUAGAACUGCAGCAAAAAAUUGGGCCAAUUUCCCUCAAGCUCAAUCUGAAGGAGAUGAAGGGAGUAGCCAAUCAGGGCAGGUUGAGAAUACAGACUCAACAUGUGGACCCACAUGAAGAUGAUUGAGGAGAAACAGUGAAACUAUAUGGUAUUUCUGGUAUAGUACUUUUAUGCUGCUGUAAUUGGUGGAAGACUUCAUGUGUGAAACUUUUAUGUGAAUGAAGGAGGUUAAGGCCUACGUGGAAGUACCAACAAGGAGUUACGUCUUGGCGAGGACAACUUUUGAAUGAUGAAACCUCAAUAUGACAAAAACUUACUAUUUCUAUCUUACCUUAGAGGUUGUCUGUCUCUGAAUCAUUUGUCUUCUGAGAAUGGAAAUCUAAAUAGAAAGUUAGAAACAAGUGGGUAUUAUUAUCAUGACUCAUGAGAGAUUGCCUGUCAGAGAGGGUCCAUUACCAAUAAUUGAUUAUUAUUUUUUUUAA
This is a messenger RNA of Prosopis cineraria, 1006 nucleotides long. RefSeq names its product axial regulator YABBY 4. The record is from RefSeq and is a predicted model, not a curated record. The transcript is spliced from 7 exons. Lineage: Eukaryota; Viridiplantae; Streptophyta; Magnoliopsida; Fabales; Fabaceae. Gene Ontology annotation, cellular component: nucleus. Bases 101 to 640 code for a protein of 179 amino acids. Gene Ontology annotation, biological process: multicellular organism development; cell fate commitment; plant ovule development.